This is a messenger RNA of Pieris macdunnoughi, 1131 nucleotides long. The record is from the annotation of a GenBank genome assembly. Lineage: Eukaryota; Metazoa; Arthropoda; Insecta; Lepidoptera; Pieridae.
AUGGAGCUAAAUGAUGUUAUUUUUAACCAGCCCGUCGUAAUAGAUAACGGUUCUGGUGUAAUUAAAGCAGGUUUCGCUGGAGAUCAAAUUCCAAAAUGCAGGUUUCCAAACUAUAUUGGCCGGCCAAAACAUAUCAGAGUGAUGGCCGGUGCAUUAGAAGGAGAGUUGUUUGUUGGUCCCCGAGCUGAGGAACACAGAGGUCUAUUGAGCAUUAAAUACCCAAUGGAACAUGGUAUUGUUACAGAUUGGAAUGAUAUGGAGAGAGUGUGGAAUUAUAUUUAUAGUAAGGACCAACUAUCAACCUUCUCUGAAGAGCAUCCAGUGUUACUUACAGAAGCACCAUUAAAUCCUAGACGGAACAGAGAAAAGGCAGCAGAAGUUUUCUUUGAAACAUUUAAUGUGCCUGCACUUUUCCUAUCAAUGCAAGCCGUACUUAGUUUAUAUGCAACUGGGCGAACAACAGGUGUGGUACUCGACUCUGGAGAUGGUGUGACCCACUCGGUACCAAUAUACGAAGGCUUCGCAAUGCCUCACAGUAUUAUGAGAGUGGAUGUUGCCGGACGGGAUGUAACGCGAUAUCUUAGGUUGCUGUUACGCAAAGAAGGUGUGAAUCUACGUACUUCAGCGGAACUGGAAAUCGUUAGGUCGAUCAAAGAGAGAGCUUGCUAUCUCUCUCCGAACCCGUUGAAGGAGGAAACCAUGGAUUCAGAGCGGGCACAGUACACGCUACCAGAUGGCACGCAAUUGGAGAUUGGCCCGGCGAGGUUCAGAGCACCAGAAGUGCUGUUUAGACCAGAUCUCAUUGGAGAGGAGUGUGAAGGUCUUCAUGAAGUACUUAUGUUCGCGAUACAAAAGUCUGAUAUGGAUUUACGCAAGGUUUUAUAUCAGAAUAUAGUGCUCAGUGGUGGUUCCACGUUAUUCCGAGGGUUCGGGGAUCGAUUAUUGGCCGAAAUACGACGGCUGGCACCUAAGGAUAUGAAGAUAAGGAUCUCAGCGCCCCAAGAGCGUCUCUAUUCAACAUGGAUCGGGGGUUCGAUUCUCGCAUCACUCGACACGUUUAGAAAGAUGUGGGUCUCGAAGCGGGAGUAUGAUGAGGAGGGCCAUCGCGCUGUGCAUCGCAAGACAUUCUAA